ACAACCCGCUGCGAGAUUCUCUAGAUGCCUCCGAUUCCAUAAUAAUUGCGAUGAACACUGCUCUGCCGCUCAAUUUCUCCAGCUGUCUUUCUCCAACCGUUCCGAAGCUCCUACACCGUAGCCCGACAUGUCUCUUACGCUCAAGGUCACGUCCCUGUUCGUGAGGACAUUAGCAAAACCAAUGGCUAACACCAUCAAACGCAACGCCCACGAACACGAGCGAUUCCGAAAGAUAUGCGUUAGGUUCGCCCAAGGAUUACAUCGCAUUGACAUGCACAUGCGCCUCGGUCUUUUGCAGGACCCCGCGGUCAUCGAUCGGCAGAUUAAAAAAGAGGUUGCGCUAGCGGAGGCUGCGCGAAAGAAGGCUGCGACACCUACAGUCAUGACCGAAGAAGAGAUGAAGGCAGACGAAGCGUUAACGGAGAAAGAAAGAGAGGCAAUAAAGAAGAAGGCGGAAGAAAGGACCAAGCCGCGUAUAAGACCUCUAUCGGAGCAGAAAGCGAUCGAGAUGGGAGCGAAUUUCGCUGCGGAGACGUUCAUUUUUAUGGUCGGCAUAGGGGUGAUCGUCUUCGAGCAGUGGCGGCAAAGAAGGAAAGCCAGAAACGCGAGAGAUGAUAUUCGGGAAGACUUGGAGGAGAUGCAGAGUGAGCUAAAGGCUGUCAAGGCGGAACUUGAGGAAUUUAAGGCAAAGCACCCUGAGCCUGCCCCGUCUUCACUACUUGGAUUUUGGAAAGGCAGCGGAAAGACCUCUGAUGGGAAGAAACCGGAAGAAAAGAGACCCGAAGAGAAGCAACGAGUUACCGAAGCCCCACCCUCGAUACCGCUGUCACCGCGAGCUACAGAUCCCGUGUCCGAGCAGCAACCGACUGAUGAUGACAAGUCUAGGAAGGCUUCGACUGCCUAGCAUGACCUCGUUGGCCCCAAUCACAUACGUAUGAACGCUUAUGUGGUCAUACAUCUGUCUAUUUUAGGACCCUCUUCAGGUCCGCCACACCGUUUCGCGAUGGCUACCAGGUCAAUCACACCAAAAGUCUGCUAUACAACUUCUCCUCUCAUGAUACCCAGUUCAAGCUUGGCUCACUAUCAAGACUCCACUCAUUACCUUUCGCAACGCUGCAUGUAUAAUAGCUGUGCCAUAUU
Molecule: messenger RNA, 1140 nt
Organism: Cucurbitaria berberidis CBS 394.84
Lineage: Eukaryota; Fungi; Ascomycota; Dothideomycetes; Pleosporales; Cucurbitariaceae
Exons: 2
Coding region: 128-904 (258 amino acids)
Biological process (GO): regulation of lipid metabolic process
Cellular component (GO): mitochondrion
Source: RefSeq, a predicted model, not a curated record